This is a messenger RNA of Lycium ferocissimum, 1899 nucleotides long. RefSeq names its product cytokinin dehydrogenase 3-like. Gene Ontology annotation, biological process: cytokinin metabolic process. Gene Ontology annotation, molecular function: FAD binding; cytokinin dehydrogenase activity. The transcript is spliced from 5 exons. The record is from RefSeq and is a predicted model, not a curated record. The coding region runs from base 72 to 1646 and encodes 524 amino acids. NCBI's taxonomy places the organism in Eukaryota, Viridiplantae, Streptophyta, Magnoliopsida, Solanales, Solanaceae.
AUUCUUUCUCUUCUCUAUAUAAAGCCUCAUCUCAUAUCUCUUUUUCCUUCACCAAAAUCACCUUCUUAAAAAUGGCUACAUUUUUUGGCCCUGGUGACUUCAUUUUCUUGUUCAUAAUGAGUCAUUUAAUGUCCAUAAUAGACAAGUUGAGGCCUAGUUGGAACCCUUCAAUUCCUCAUGAACUUCUUUCCCUUGAUAUUGCAGCUAGGCUUAGAACAGACUCAAAUUCCACAAUGGCAGCUUCAAUUGAUUUUGGAAAAAUUGUUCAAGAAACACCAACUGCAGUUCUUUACCCUUCCUCGGCGAACGAUAUAAUCGGUCUCAUAAAAUUCUCCUACAGUAGUGCUACAAGAAACCCUUUUUGUAUUGCAGCAAGAGGGCAUGGGCACUCAGUGAGAGGACAAGCAAUGGCAAGAAAUGGGGUCGUGGUGGAUAUGAAUUCUUUGAAGAAUAAUAAUAAUGACAAAAAUAAUGGAAUUAGGGUUAGUUGGGAUGCUUCAUUAGGGUUUUAUGCAGAUGUUGGAGAUGAGCAACUAUGGAUUGAUGUUCUAAAUACUACACUGGAGAAUGGUCUUGCACCUGUGUCAUGGACUGAUUAUUUGUACCUUAGUGUUGGUGGCACUAUUUCUAAUGCUGGAAUUAGUGGCCAAACUUUUCGGUUUGGUCCUCAGAUUAGUAACGUUCAUGAGAUGGAUGUUAUUACAGGUAAAGGAGAAUUUGUGACUUGUUCCAAGCAGACGAAUUCAGAGCUAUUUUUUGCAGUUUUAGGAGGCUUAGGGCAGUUUGGAAUCAUAACCAGGGCAAGAAUUGUCUUAAACAAAGCACCAACUAGAGUGAAAUGGGUGAGAAUAUUGUAUGCUGAUUUCUCAAAAUUCACAAAAGACCAAGAACAUCUGAUCUCAAUAGAGGGCCUGGACUAUGUAGAGGGAUCUCUGAUGAUGAAUCACACUCCAAAUAACUGGAGAUCUUCCUUCUUCUCACCUUCCAAUCAAACAAAAAUGGAUUCCUUGUUGUCCAAAAAUGACACGAUCUACUGCUUAGAAAUGGUCAAGUACUAUGAUGAUCAAAAUGAUAACACAGUUGAUGAGGAAAUGAAGAAAUUACUUGAAGGGUUAAACUUUAUGCCUGGAUUCAUGUUCACAAAAGAUGUAACAUUUGUAGAUUUUCUGAAUAGAGUAAGAAGUGGGGAGAUAGAGCUGAAAUCAAAAGGUCUAUGGGAUGUUCCUCAUCCAUGGCUCAAUCUCUUUGUACCAAAAUCCAGUAUCAUGGAUUUCAAUGCUGGUGUCAUUGUGGACAUAAUUCUCAGACACAACAAGGCCAUAGGGCCCAUCCUUGUCUACCCAACAAGCAGGAAAAAGUGGGAUGAUAGAAUGUCAGCAGUGAUACCAGAAGAGGAUACAUUCUACUGUGUGGGGCUAUUGUAUUCUAGUGACUUUGAUGACUGGCAGAUAUUGGAUGGCCUAAACGAAAAAAUGUUAAAGCACUGUGAUAAAAACGGCCUCAAAAUCAAGCAGUAUCUUCCACAUUAUAAAACCAAGGAAGAUUGGAUGAGACAUUUUGGUGAAAAGUGGAACACUUUCCAACAGAGAAAAAUCCAGUUUGAUCCUAAGAUGAUUCUGUCACCAGGACAGAGAAUUUUUAAUUAGUUCUUUUUAGUAAGGGCAGGAAAAGAAAAGGCCACGGUUUUGUGCUGGGAUAAAAGUGUGCAUACAAGACAAAUUAACGUCUUGUAUUUUUUGAUUUAGUAGAAACUCUAAAUGUGGGUAAAUUUUUUUGGUCUAUGCAUUAAUUUUAUUCGGCUACAUGUGAAAAUAAUGUACUCUAAUUAGCUAGCUUUUCGUUUGUAGUAAAUCCUUCUGAUUUUAACGAGGUUGAGAAAAUGAAGAAGUUCUUCUUUUA